AUGGUCUCAAUAUGUCCGAAUUGCAAAGGUUUGCAGAAUCGACUCGGGGCGUCUGAUCUCGGCCAUGGUCAUGCGCCACAGCGGACGCAAUGGUUAAGCACCACACUACCAGAUUUAGAGCUCUCCGCAAAUGAAGGAUGUCGCGCGUGUUCUCUAUUGCUACAAGGCAUCCUGCUGCAUCAUCAUCGCUUCGCUGGCGCGAAACAGGGGGAUGUCAAAAUCAAAGCCGAAUCAUUCAAUGACUCUAAUGCUCAACGUCAUCUUUCAGUAGAGUUGCGCUGGGUCCAACCUGAUUUUGAUAUCCCGGACCAACACGAAAUGAAUGGUGAUGAUGACAGCGAAGCUCACCCGGACCUUAAACUGGAAUUUUUUGUGGAUGUUUCUACUCCAUCUCCCUUUCCUGCAAUAGGCACUGGACGUCAUUUAACCAACGAUUCACUGCAAAAUACAGGCAUAUCAACAAUACGUGGCUUGAUACAAAACUGUGUUGCCCACCACUCUAGUUGUCAACAGAAUGCAUCGACUGCUCUUCCUACGAGACUACUGGAUGUUUUGUCUGGCGAUGACCCAGAUGGAGUCCGACUAUGUCUCAUCGAAUCCAAUGGGUCAGAUCAGUCCUAUGAAGUGGGAGAAUAUUGCACACUAUCAUAUUGCUAUGGGACAGGUACCAAGAUACCCAGGACAACUACGAAAACAUUGCAAGCCUACCAAAAGAACAUACCGUGGAUAGUUUUGCCAAGGACCUUCCAACAAGCCAUCACACUCACGCGAGAUUUGGGAGUCCGGUGGCUCUGGAUAGAUGCUCUUUGCAUCGUGCAAGACGAUGUCACCGACAGAGACAGGGAGAUUCAAAACCUAGACACUAUCUUCGGAAAUUCGUUCCUCACGAUGGCAGCCACCUCCGCUUCCGAUAGUGAUCAUGGACUGUUCCGUUCAAAGAUAACCACAGACAAAUUACCAGUCACGGACAAUACAGGUUGGGUUUCGGAUGUUUACGUACGGGAACAGCCGACACACUACAGCUUCAAAGCUUCGUUCGAUGAGGAGGCACAUAUGAAUGACUGGGAACUUCCCUUCAACACUUCGCCGGAUGUCAAUCUACACACUCCUCUCCUCACCCGGGCAUGGGCGUAUGCCGAAAGCCUCCUUGCGCGCAGGGUACUGCAUUUCACUGACAGCGAACUGAUAUUGGAGUGCAGGGAAGGAUACCAAUGUGAGUGCGAAAGGAUCGACAAUUCUUUGUACGACUCGAGAGCCACGAACACGGUAAAGCAGGAACUGUCUCGCAUGUUAUCCGAGGCCGUUAGCGAAAGCGAUCUAUCGACUAGUAGUGAAACCCUUCGAGACGAUAGAGCAGACUCACUUGUCUCAAAAUUUGCCGCGACAUCUAUCAACGGGCCCACUGAAGCACUUUUCCAAGCCCGAGAUGAUGCGUUGCAGCUCUGGAGUUAUAUUGUCACCGAACACACUGCCAGGAAACUUACACAUGAAGAGGACAGAUUAUCUUCGAUAGUUGGAGUAGCGAAAGUACUCAACAGGAUCAUUCAAUCCGGUUACGUCGCUGGCCACUACACGUACAGCACCCUUGGCCUUCUCUGGUAUCCCAAUGACGGCAAUAUCUGCCAUCGCCCUGAUAAUAGUGUACCCAGCUGGUCUUGGGCAUCAAUAGAGGGUUCCCCGAUCUUCUUUGAUAAUGCAACGGCUAUGGAUCUCGCUUGCACUGCCAGCUUCUCGGCCAAGGAUGGUGGCAGACAUGCUUGGUCGCCUACAAGGGGAGGAGCGGUUACCAUUGCUGCAGCGAUGGCGACCGAGGCUGAGCUCCGCAUCGAUGCCACAAAUGAAUACUCGCUUGUUAAGAAUUCAGUCAGUGUGGAAUUCAGACCGGACACGGCACCUACGCAUGGGCAUCAUGACAUCAAGUCUGGAGAUGCACUUGUCUGUGUGCUAGUUAGCAUGACUUUCCGAUCAUCUAUCAUUGGCUUGGUGCUCAAGCGAUCGAAGUCCGAGCCGGAGAAGUAUCGUCGAGUUGGCCGCUUUGAAUGCUAUGAUUGUCAAAAGGAUGGCACGGAUGACGAUCCGGAAGACGCCGAGUCACUUUUCGGCUAUUGGUUUCCUGAGAUUGAGGAUAUGACGAAACUCGAUGAUGGCCCACGACAGACAUAUAUUGUCAUUUAG
Molecule: messenger RNA, 2175 nt
Organism: Aaosphaeria arxii CBS 175.79
Lineage: Eukaryota; Fungi; Ascomycota; Dothideomycetes; Pleosporales
Product: HET-domain-containing protein
Exons: 2
Coding region: 1-2175 (724 amino acids)
Source: RefSeq, a predicted model, not a curated record